Messenger RNA from Penicillium maclennaniae, 669 nucleotides. RefSeq lists its product as uncharacterized. The annotation marks the transcript as partial. The record is from RefSeq and is a predicted model, not a curated record. The transcript is spliced from 6 exons. Lineage: Eukaryota; Fungi; Ascomycota; Eurotiomycetes; Eurotiales; Aspergillaceae.
CAGAUCCUACUCGGUUUCGAACCCCUCGAGGGUAUAUAUACUAGGGAGAACCUUACUUUAGCCCUAUAUACUAUUAUUAAUAGACAUAGGAUUAAAGAUCAGAUUCUGGCUAUUACCACUAAUAAUACGUUAAAUAAUAAGAUAAUAUUUGAUAAGCUUAGCCUUAAUAAGCUCCUAUAUCGGAUUAAAGCAAAGCCAAAGAACGACAUAGUGGAUAUACGAGGACAGAAAGGGGAUAUUAUAAAUAACCUCGAUAGGGUAUUUAAGCUUUAUAAUAAGCUAUUUAAAUACCUCGAGGCGUUAAUCAGUCAGCUCAAAAAGAAGAAGGCCUAUAGAAGCUCCGUGAGUACUACGCAAAGACCGAUCAGCCUAAGGCUAGUAAUAUAUAUGCGUAUAGCACUAUCCUCGCACCAAAGGAUAAGUUACAGUACUUCAAACGCAAGGAAUAGUCUACUUAAACUAGCUCGGGCUCUAGAGAUCCCUAAAGAAGGUAAAAAUAAGAAGAUUUUACCUUCGUUAGAAGGGAUUAAUCUAAUUAGCGAUACUAAGAAAGGUAACGAUAAAGUAAGGCUAUCUGUGAGGGCAGGGAAGAGACAAAAGAGUAUUUUAUCUAAUCAUAAAAGUGAGCAAAGUGAUAAUAAUAAUAGUGGUUUACCCUCAAUAAGCUAA